AACAGAUCCAAGACUAAAGGGGCCCCAAGAUUCAAAGACUGCUCCAGUCUACUCUGGGGUUUCCAGCUGUUUUUCUUGGCCAGAUGAUCACACCCAUUGGGAUGCAGAUAGGGAUCAGGGAACAGGAAGCAGAACACUGAAGUCAGAUGAAUUAGAGAGGAGGCAGAUCAGAUGUUAAGGAGGACAUGAAAGUAGACGGCCCAAACACCGGACAGAGAACACCCAGAGGGGCAUCUUUUCAAGUGCAGGCUGUGCUGGGCAUGGGCUGGGCUGAAGCCUAGGCACACAGUGGCUAAUAUCUGGACCUGAGAUCAUGUCUGCCAACAAGGGCUGGUGGGUGCCACCUGAAGGUGAGGACAACCUGUCUGAGAAGUUCCUAAGGAAGACCAGGGAGUCUCCACUGGUGCCUAUAGGCAUAGGAGGCUGCCUGGUGGUAGCAGCGUACAGGAUUUACCGGCUGAAGGCUCGAGGUUCCACCAAGCUGUCCAUACAUCUGAUUCAUACCCGAGUGGCAGCACAGGCAUGUGCUGUGGGUGCAAUCAUGCUCGGUGCCAUGUACACAAUGUACAGAGAUUAUAUGAAGAGAGUGUCAGAGGAUCCUGACAAGUAGGACUCCUGAGGUGGCAGGAUGGCCCAAUUCCCCAGCGGUCUCUAUAUGUGCCUAAUAAAGCCAUGUUGAAGAAA
Messenger RNA from Onychomys torridus (southern grasshopper mouse), 684 nucleotides. It is a transcript of the gene Higd1b, whose product is annotated as HIG1 hypoxia inducible domain family member 1B. Gene Ontology annotation, biological process: mitochondrial respirasome assembly. NCBI's taxonomy places the organism in Eukaryota, Metazoa, Chordata, Mammalia, Rodentia, Cricetidae. The transcript is spliced from 4 exons. Gene Ontology annotation, cellular component: mitochondrion. The coding region runs from base 314 to 610 and encodes 98 amino acids. The record is from RefSeq and is a predicted model, not a curated record.